Peronospora matthiolae is the source of this 1266-nucleotide messenger RNA. NCBI's taxonomy places the organism in Eukaryota, Oomycota, Peronosporomycetes, Peronosporales, Peronosporaceae. The record is from the annotation of a GenBank genome assembly.
AUGGUUCGCGGGAAAAAGAUUGGCCUCGGUGAGUUCCUCGGGGACAAGGCCGCCGCCUACAUCCCCGAAGCCGCGCUGCCCUCCGGUCCCCGCGCUCGUGCUGACGACGACACGGGCAACUUCCGAGGUGGCGGUCGCGGCGGUGGCGACCGCUACAGUGACCGCAACGACCGCUACGGCGACCGCAGUGACCAGUCGUGCAGUGACCAGUCGGACCAAUGGCGAGGCGAUCGCAGCGGCAGCAGCAGCAGUCGCAACGAGGAGAGCAGCAGUAGCUGGCGAGGAGGAGGAGGAGGAGCUCCUUCUUCUUCUUCGCGCUUUGAACGUCCGUCGCGAGACGCGUUUCAAGCUGAAGAGCGACCGGCGCAUAUGCGGUUGAAUCUGGCGCGACGGGGCGAAGUGUCGGGGGACGUGCGGGCGAGUAGUAGCAGUGGUAGCCGGUUGAGCUCGUUCCGUGAGGGAGGAGAGACGUCGGGGGGUAAUGGGGGGUUGCUGGGUCGCAAUGGGGGUGGGGGACGUGCGGCUGGACGGUUUGCACGCGGAUCGGACGAUGUGACAACGUCGAUGGGAGCGAUUCGGUUAAGUACGAAUGUGGACGAGCCGAGGACGAAGAAGGUUGUGGCGGUGCCGGACGAGGAGCCGCUGACGGAGAAGAAGUUGCGGGCGCAGCAGAAGCGGGAGGAGCGCAAGAAAAAGGCGGAAGAGGGGCGCCUUGCCGCGGAAGAAGCUAAGCGCCAAGCGCUGGAGGAGAAGAAGCUGAAGGACGAAGCGACGGCGCAGCAGGCGGAGAAGGACCGGGAGACAAUGCGACAAGUGCUUGCGAGUGGCAAGAAGGGCGAGGAGCUUGCAGUUGUGGCCGCCAAAGUGUUUGAACAUUCUGGACGACCGAGUGGGGCCGUGCUGUUUGAGAUGGUGACGGCUGCAGCGGAAGAUGUAGCCAAGUCGAGUGCCAAUUGGAUCGCCAUGUCGGCGUACGGCGAGCUGCUGAAGGUUGGCAUGGAAGGAGCGGACAAGAAGGAGCAGAUGCAGGCGUUGUACGCGUUGCAGCUCUUUUUGAACAAGUACGACUUUCCCACGGGGUUGCUGGAAAAGUGUUUCAUGGCGCUGUAUAGUCUGGAUAUCAUCGACGAAGCGGGCUUUUUAGAGCACAAGUACGAUGUCGAGGGAGACGUGCCUGGACGCAUGAAGGCGAUUGUCCAGACGUCGGCGUGGCUCACAUGGCUCGAGACACCGGAAGAGGAAAGUGAGGAGGAGGCGGAAGAAUAG